CAUUUUUGAAUCAAACUCGACUAUGGUACAAGCUGCAAUUGUUUUUUUACUACAAUCUUUAUCUACAGCUGACUCUUUUGCUUUGCAGAAUGACACUGAAGUCAAAGUUGUAUAUGCUUACCACACCAGCAGUGAUGCAACUGGUGGUCUAACAAGGCACACUAACAGGGGAAUUUUAGACGGAAAGCACAACCUGAUAGUGAUGGCAAUGUCCGCCAUGCAGCCAUCUUCCACAGAAUCGGGCAUCCAGCCAUCCCAGACAAUGAUGCCUCCAACUUCAUCAAAGGAUUCAGGUGGCUCCACGACGAAGCCUCCAUCUUAUGCAGUUCUCUCCUCCCCUGAUGGCUUCUUCAAGCUACAAUGGACUUAUAACAACAGCAAGAUGAUAUUCAAAAUGACUUGUAAAACCACAGGCUGGUGUGCUGUCGGAUUUACCACAACUGACGAUGGAAGGAACAUGGUGAAUUACGAUAUAGCGGUUGCUGGGUACGCUUCUGGUGCAGGGUAUAUUGAUGAUCGUUGGAGUACCUCGAGAACCCUGCCUUCAAAUGAUACAGAGCAAAACUUCAACCUCAUGAUGGCAAGUGAACAGGACGGACAGACCAUGGUGGAGUUUUCCAGAGACGCGCUUACAGGCGACACUGUCAAUGACGUGCAGUUUACGGUAUGUUUAAACUAAUGAGAACAUUUUAGAGAGUAAAAGGAACGAGGCAAGAGA
This is a messenger RNA of Orbicella faveolata, 718 nucleotides long. Its product is annotated as DBH-like monooxygenase protein 1 homolog. Gene Ontology annotation, molecular function: dopamine beta-monooxygenase activity; copper ion binding. Gene Ontology annotation, biological process: dopamine catabolic process; norepinephrine biosynthetic process; octopamine biosynthetic process. Gene Ontology annotation, cellular component: secretory granule membrane. Lineage: Eukaryota; Metazoa; Cnidaria; Anthozoa; Scleractinia; Merulinidae. The record is from RefSeq and is a predicted model, not a curated record.